UUAGGGACGUACCUGUUCAGGAAGUCAGUCGCAGUCAGCGCGUUUUGGUUGUGUACAUGCGUAACCAGUCGUCCAACGGCACUUACAUUCAUGCGGAAAUAAACAAAGCUUUCAUUGUAGCAGCUUGAGAGGGCCACCAUGGAGAAAGAAACCCCAACUAAAAAGGCUUCAGCGCCUUCUGUGUCUCAGAUUAAUGCAGAAUAUGUCACACAGUUGGCUAAUAAAUAUUGGGCUCCGCAUGCAAAGAAUAAACUUCCCUUUGACGCCAAGGUGAUGGAAGAUGUUUAUGAAACAGAGAUUCUCAAGUCCAAAUUUGCCAUCAGAAAAAUCAUGCUGCUUGAGUUCAGCCAGUAUCUUGAGAACUAUCUGUGGGUGAACUACACUCCCAAGGUGUCCAGCAAUGCCUACCUCAUGUCCAUCUGUUGCAUCGUCAACGAGAAAUUCAGAGAGAAUGUCCCCGCUUGGGAGGUGUUCAAGAGGGAGACCAGCCAUUUCCCGUUCUUCUUUAAAUGUAUGAUGGAAGCUGUGUUGGCAGGGGAGGAGGCUGGCCUCACACUGAAGGAGCAAACGGUGCUGCUGGUCUUCUUGGACCACUGUUUCAACAGUCUGGAAGUAGAUUUGAUCAGAGAGCAGGUGCAGCAGCUGAUCUCUCUACCUAUGUGGAUGUGCCUCCUUCCAUCCAGACUCCAGCACGAGCUUAAGAAAGUUCCAAAGCUGCAGAAGUUCUGGAAUCUAAUCAAGAAGAAAUCUGAAAAGAUGGAUACCGAUGCAGCUGAGCAGGCAAAGAAAGAGAGGGCCUUCCUCUCAGCUCUCAUUAAAAAGUUUCUUGGAGUUCUCGUGUCAAUUCCGCCGUCAGGGCCCGUAUGCAUGGACAAAGUACAUUACUGCGAGAGAUUCAUCGAGCUCAUGAUUGAUUUGGAGGCCCUGCUGCCCACCAGGCGUUGGUUCAAUACCGUGUUGGAUGACUCUCACUUGGUGGUCAGCUGCCACCUGUCCAGCCUCACCCAUAGAGAGAAGGAGGGGCACCUCUUCUGCCAGCUGCUGGACAUGCUGAAGUUCUACACAGGCUUUGAGAUCAAUGACCAGACAGGAAACGCCCUGACGGGGAAAGAGAUGACCACUCUGCACUAUGACAGAAUCCUCUCCUUACAGAGGGCAGCUUUCGCUCACUUUCCAGAGCUGGAGGACUUUUCUCUGUCCAACGUAGCAGCAGUAGACACUCGGGAGUCCUUGACCAAACACUUUGGGCAUCUCAGUCCCAACACGCUCCACCAGGUGGCCUCGUAUCUGUGUCUGCUGCCAGAGCUGCCUGAAGGACAAGACACCACCAAAGACAAGGAGGUUCUCCUUGAGCUGCUGGUGUCCCGUCAUGAGCGCAGAAUCUCUCAGAUUGAGCAACUCAACCAGAUGCCUCUUUAUCCAACAGAGAAGAUAAUCUGGGAUGAGAACAUUGUCCCAACGGAGUACUACUCAGGCGAAGGCUGUCUAGCACUACCUAAGCUGAAUCUCCAGUUCCUGACCCUCCAUGACUACCUGUUGAGGAACUUCAACCUGUUUCGUCUUGAGUCCACCUAUGAGAUCAGGCAGGACAUUGAGGAUGUGGUGUGGCGCAUGAAACCAUGGCAAUCGGAGUACGGUGGAGCGGUGUUCGGGGGCUGGGCCAGGAUGGCUCAGAUGAUCACCUCUUUCUCCAUAGUAGAGGUUGCCAAGCCCAAUAUUGGAGAGAGCUGGCCUUCCCGUGUGCGAGCUGACGUCACUGUUAACCUUAAUGUGCAAGAUCAUAUCAAGCACGAGUGGGAAGGGCUGCGGAAGCAUGACGUUUGCUUUCUGAUCACGGUGCGGCCCAACCUGCCCUACGGCACACGCUUCGACCGGCGCCAGCCCUUUGUGGAGCAGACUGGUCUGGCGUACGUGAGAGGCUGCGAGGUGCAGGGCAUGCUGGAUGACAAGGGGCGCGUCAUUGAAGAAGGACCUGACCCAAAGCCUAAGCUGAGAGGAGAUGCCAGAACAUUCCGUGUGUGGCUGGACCCGAACCAGUACCAACAGGACAUGACCAGCAGCAUUCAGAGUGCCACUGAAGACCCAUACGAGACUUUCAACAUCAUCAUGAGACGCAAACCCAAGGAGAACAAUUUCAAGGCCGUCUUGGAGACCAUCAGAAACCUGAUGAACACAGAGUGCGUUGUCCCAGACUGGCUUCACGACAUCAUCCUUGGCUACGGUGACCCAGGCAGUGCCCACUACUCCAAGAUGCCGAAUCAGAUUUCCACAUUGGACUUCAAUGACACCUUUCUGUCCCUGGACCACUUGCGUUCGUGUUUCCCUGGUUACACCAUACAGGUCACGGAGGAGAACCCUGAACUACAAGUCUUCCCUUUCAGAAUCAAGUUUCCCAUCUCAAACAAAGCAGACAAAGGGAAGAAGAGAAAGGGGGAUGAUGAAGUGGAAAACAAAGAGGAAGACAUGUCCUUGAUCGUUGAGCCCUUUGUUACCCCCAACCGUGGCCCAUAUCCCUACAACCAGCCUAAACGGAAUACAAUCCAGUUCACUCCGACUCAGAUUGAAGCCAUUCGAGCCGGGAUGCAGCCAGGACUCACGAUGGUUGUUGGACCACCAGGUACCGGCAAGACGGAUGUUGCUGUUCAGAUCAUCUCAAAUCUCUAUCACAACUUUCCUGAGCAGAGGACCCUCAUAGUCACGCAUUCAAACCAGGCUUUGAACCAGCUGUUUGAAAAGAUCAUGGCUCUAGACAUCGACGAGCGCCACCUCUUGCGUCUGGGCCACGGAGAAGAGGAGCUGGAGACUGAGAAGGACUUCAGCAGGUAUGGCCGAGUAAACUAUGUUCUCGCAAGAAGACUUGAGCUCCUCAGAGAAGUGGGGAGGUUACAGGAGAGCUUGGAUGUCCCGGGCGAUGUUUCUUACACCUGUGAGACUGCUGGACACUUCUACCUCUACCAGGUGAUAUCUCGCUGGGAAGAGUACAUGAGCAGAGUCCGGCCUAAACAGGGCAAGACGGUGGAGGUGCAAGCUGUGGCUGCACACUUCCCCUUCCACAAGUACUUCUCCAACGCUCCCCAACCUGUGUUCAAGGGCCGCUCAUAUGAAGAGGACAUGGACAUAGCAGAGGGCUGCUAUCGCCACAUCAAGAAGAUUUUCACCCAGCUGGAGGAGUUCAGGGCCUUUGAGCUGCUCAGAAGUGGACUGGACCGCUCCAAGUAUCUGCUCGUGAAGGAAGCCAAAAUCAUUGCCAUGACCUGUACACAUGCUGCACUCAAACGUCACGACCUGGUGGAGCUGGGAUUUAAGUACGACAACAUCCUGAUGGAAGAAUCGGCUCAGAUUCUGGAGAUCGAGACCUUCAUCCCCCUCCUGUUACAGAACCCAGAGGAUGGCUACAGCAGGCUGAAACGUUGGAUCAUGAUUGGAGACCACCACCAGUUGCCCCCUGUUAUCAAGAACAUGGCCUUCCAGAAGUACUCCAACAUGGAGCAGUCGCUCUUCACCCGAUUUGUGCGCCUUGGAGUGCCCACUAUAGAUCUGGACGCACAGGGCCGUGCUCGUGCAAGCUUAUGUAACCUGUACAACUGGCGCUACAAACACCUGGGGAACCUGCCUCAUGUGCAGCUACUGCCUGAGUUCCAGGUGCCCAACCCUGGCCUGACCAUGGACUUCCAGCUAAUUAACGUGGAGGACUUCAAUGGGGUGGGAGAAUCCGAGCCCAACCCUUACUUCUACCAGAACCUGGCGGAGGCGGAGUAUUCUGUGGCUUUGUACAUGUACAUGCGUCUGCUGGGCUACCCUGCUGACCGCAUUAGCAUCCUCACCACCUACAAUGGACAAAAGCACCUGAUCAGAGACGUCAUCAACCAGCGCUGUGCUGGUAAUCCCUUCUUCAGUCAGCCUAACAAGGUGACCACAGUGGAUAGGUUCCAGGGUCAGCAGAAUGACUACAUCAUCCUCUCCCUGGUCCGCACUAAAGCCGUGGGACACCUGAGGGAUGUGAGGCGUCUGGUGGUAGCCAUGUCAAGAGCCAGACUGGGUCUGUAUGUCUUUGGACGGGUGGCGUUGUUCCAAAACUGCUUUGAGCUGACUCCUGUCUUCAGCCAGCUCACUGCCAGACCCAUGCAGCUGCACAUCCGGCCACACGAGUACUACAGCCAGGAGCAGCCCAGAGAUGCGUCUGGACAGGCAGACCAAAUAAUCAAGAACAUGCCGGAGAUGACCAACCUGGUGUAUAAUAUGUACAUGCAUAUGAUCCAGACCUCCCAGAAGAACAGACAGCUGGCCCUCUUGAGAAUUGAGUUGCCUGUGGUCCCUUGUUGUAAAGUAGAGCUAACCGGUGGGAAGUGGCUACUGCUCGCACACAACAACUCUGGAAGGAUCUGGAAGACUGGAAGGAAUAGCUGCAGGCAAAAAAGGAGAUCAGGAGCUCGCAUCCUCCAGAAUCUUUCUCUGCUGAAGACAAGGAUGGCCGGUUGCGGUUCAUGUUUCUGGGGCAUCUUCUGGCUUGUGGUUCUGAUCUGCAUAGGCUGGCCUCUCAGCAUCACCUUAGGGGCUCUCUACGGCCUCGUCAGCCCCCUCACCACCUGCCUCGGCCUGGACCGGAUCUCCGACUUACUCCUGGAGGGGGCCAACCUGGGCCGAACCUGUGCCAAUAACAUGAGGCAUGGCAAGCCUUUGUGUUGAGAACCACCCUGGGUGAUCGGGACCAGACAGCAGGACCAGAGAUCGGAGGCGAGAUUUAUGCUUCUCUAGAGAGAAAAGUAUUUGCCUUGAGAACAGUUAAUGUCUGUUUUAUGUUGAGAUGUCCUGAGAUGAUUGGCACUCAAUGAAGUGAGAAACUUUUUUAGCAAGUUAUGUAACAAAAAAAGGUCCGUACGGUUUGUAAGAAUGGAUUCCGCUUGUUCUGUUAACACGUAAUUAACUACGGAUUUCAAAUUUGUAUGGUCUUGUCAGGAAGAAAAUAGGCUUUGUGUUCAUGGUCUGUGUUUGCAGUUUAAUUCACGAUGACACUGCAUGGAGAAGAUAAGAAUGAAAAUAGCAAUUUAACAAUGGAAAUACUUAGACUUGUAAAUGACUGUAUGGAAACUUUUAAUGCGAUUAAAACUGCUUUGAACUUGCCCUCUGUGUUUGUCGACUUGACUUAUUGUAUACAGUAUUUGGUGGUAAAUCCAUGUUUUGAAAUGUGAAGGUAAAUAGAGAAACACAGAAAGCCGAAGAUAUAACGGAUGCAAUUCUAGUUUGCUUCAAUGAUUUUGUUUACCUGCUUUUUCUCCUGUUUAGCGUCACAGGGGGUUGGAGCUUAUCCCAGCACGAGUUGAAUGGAAGUCAGGGAGAGAAUUUUAAGACAAUUUGCAAAGUCAUCUCAAGCCCAACACAGACAGAGUCACUCACACGAAAACAUCAACAACUUAUGGCAGUAUUUUUUAUUUAUUUUUUUGCUCCUUGGGGACAGCAGAACAAGAUGUAAACACAACGUUGAUAUAUAAUAAACAUAUUAAGUUGUCGAAGUGGCA
Anarrhichthys ocellatus (wolf-eel) is the source of this 5516-nucleotide messenger RNA. RefSeq names its product aquarius intron-binding spliceosomal factor (gene aqr). Gene Ontology annotation, molecular function: mRNA binding; helicase activity. The coding region runs from base 139 to 4686 and encodes 1515 amino acids. The transcript has 37 exons. Gene Ontology annotation, biological process: mRNA splicing, via spliceosome. NCBI's taxonomy places the organism in Eukaryota, Metazoa, Chordata, Actinopteri, Perciformes, Anarhichadidae. Gene Ontology annotation, cellular component: catalytic step 2 spliceosome. The record is from RefSeq and is a predicted model, not a curated record.